Messenger RNA from Acanthisitta chloris (rifleman), 996 nucleotides. RefSeq names its product kinesin-like protein KIF6. The record is from RefSeq and is a predicted model, not a curated record. The transcript is spliced from 11 exons. The coding region runs from base 1 to 996 and encodes 331 amino acids. NCBI's taxonomy places the organism in Eukaryota, Metazoa, Chordata, Aves, Passeriformes, Acanthisittidae.
AUGUCACUUGGAUGUGAGGAAGCUUUUGAAAUUUUCAAGCAGGACCAUGCUGACAGUAUUAUAACCAUUGAGGGCAACAAACAGCUGCUGAAACAGAGGUUUGCUGAAGCUAAAUGUGUUGGAGAAAAAAUAAAUGAAGUGAGAAAUAAAAUAAACCAUCUGAAAGCAGAGUUAACCCAGAGACACAUUCAGAGAGCAGCUGUAGUUGUGUUUGAAAUGUCAAGCAGCAGUGGUGUUUUUGUAAAAGUUCGCUGUUCUCGGGCAUUGCAGAGCAUUGAUUUUAUUCCUAGAGUGACCUCUAGUGAGGUGAUCGCAAUCAGGAAAAAGAACCAUGGAUUUGGAGCAGCAGCUAGACAAGCAGUAAUGAUCGCCUUGCCACAGUACUUGAGGUUUCUUCUGAGUUAUAAAACAAUGUCCAGUCGCUUCAAAGGGCUGAAGGUAGAGAUUGAGCACGUGCAGCUUCUUAUGGAAAAAGAGAAGAUGAAGCUGCGAAAAGACUUUGAAGUCUGGUGGUCUGAAAAGGCAAAAAAUCUACAGCAAGAAAAAACAGAGAGAGUUAGUUCACCAGAUACUGCAACUGCUUAUCUCCAGUUUAUCAAAUCCUCACAGCAUCUAUCAGCUAACAGAAAUAUCAAUUCAUCAGCCAACAAUGAACGAACUACUGCAGAGUUAGAAAAGCAAGAAUUUGCCAAUCCUGCCAUCUACUGGAAAAAUCCGAAAACUGAUUUUUCAGAGACCACAAGAAUCAGCCUUAAUGAAGAUCCAGCUAGGGAAAACAAUUCAAUCUCUUCUAGUAGCCCUACUUUAAGAACAAGAACCCCACAAAUUGCAAGUUCAUCUAUUCCUCUGACUGGAGACAGCCAGACUGAUGCUGACAUCCUAGCUUUCAUUAAAGCAAGACAGAGCAUCCUUCAAAAGAAGGGAGAUCCUCCGGUGAAGGGACGAAGUGAAACGGUUGAGAGAAUAUGGGAAACAAGUCUGGGAAAACAGAUGUAA